This is a messenger RNA of Arachis duranensis, 2505 nucleotides long. RefSeq lists its product as uncharacterized. Bases 1 to 2505 code for a protein of 834 amino acids. NCBI's taxonomy places the organism in Eukaryota, Viridiplantae, Streptophyta, Magnoliopsida, Fabales, Fabaceae. The record is from RefSeq and is a predicted model, not a curated record. The transcript has 3 exons.
AUGGCCGCUCCGAGGAGAGUUACUAUCAAGGAAGCGGGUGCAUCGGAUAAUGUUCUUCAACCCCUUCAUGUAACUCACCCCAACUUGAAUGCAAACUUUGAACUCAAGACCGCUUUGAUCAACCUCCUACCUAAGUUCCAUGGACUUCCCGCACAAGACCCUAUUCAACAUCUCAAAUAUUUUCAUCAUAUAUGCUCAACAACUAGACGGGAAGGAUCCGAUGAGGUUGCUAUAUGGUUGUUUGCUUUCCCUUUCUCUCUUGAGGACAAGGCUAAAGAAUGGUUCUACACCCUAUCUAGUGAAGUCACUUCCGAUUGGGACUUGCUUAGAAGAGGAUUCUUGGAUAAAUUCUUGCCCCCGGAAAAGAUGGAUAGGCUAAGGAAGGAAAUGUCAUGUAUUGUACAAGGUGAAACGGAACCACUAUACGAAUAUUGGGAACGGUUUCGUAAGCUACUAGACGCAUGCCCUAAUCACAUGAUUGACACUCAAGUGUUGCUUGGAUACAUAUGUCAAGGGAUGCGAGAACAAGAUAGAACUCUCUUGGACACUUCUAGCAAUGGCUCUUUGUCUAAAUAUAAAACAGCGGAGGAGGCAUGGCAACUUAUCAUCGACUUAGCCGAAUUCAAUCAACAUAUGAGACGAAGAGUCAACCGCCCAAAAACCGUAAAUGAGGGAGGCAUCAAUGCCAUCACCCUAAGAUCCGGAACACAAUUAAAAGAGAAUGGAGCAAAGGAUUCAAAUCUCGUCCUAACCGCUCAAGGGGAGGAGGGAAUAGAUAUAGAAGAGGUAGUGGAAGAGGAGACACCACAAGUCAUAGUUGAGAAUGAAGAAGCUCGACCAACAAAAGAGACCCCCAAGACGAAGAUAACCUUGGAAGAAGAAAUUGCUCAACCACUCCCAUUUCCAACACUUGCAAAGAAAGCUAAGAAGCGCAUAGAGCUCAACCCCAAAAUGAUAGAAAUGUUCAAAAAAGUCAAGGUAACCAUCCCCCUUUUUGAUGCUAUCCAUCAAGUUCCUAGAUAUGCAAAAUUCCUUAAAGAUCUAUGCAUGAACAAGGACAAAAUUCUUGAAUUGGAAACCAUCCCAUUGGGGAGUUCUAUUUCCGCUUUAAUAGGAACAUUGCCUGAGAAGUGUGAUGAUUCGGGCCCUUGUAUGGUCAUUAGCACCGUCAAUGGAGUUCGAUCCCUAGAUUGUAUGUGUGAUCUCGGCACAUGUGUUAGCAUUAUGCCGCUCUCCGUCUACCAAGUAUUGAAGUUACCACCGCUAAAGAGGUCGGCGGCGAGAUUUGUCCUAGCGGAUAAAAGCAUAAUAACCGUAGCAGGUGUGGCAGAAGAUGUAUUGGUGAAUAUUAAAGGGUUGGUAUUUCCGAUUGACUUCUAUGUCCUUGAGAUGCCAUCAAAUGAACCCGAGAGAGCAUCAUCUAUCUUACUUGGAAGACCAUUUUUGAGAACUUCUAGAUUUAAGCUAGACGCCUACUCGGGAACCUACUCAUUUGAGAUAGAUGGGAGAGUCGUGAGUUUUAGCCUAGAAGAAGCAAUGAAGCAUCCACCGGAGAAUCACUCUCUAUUCCGGUGUGACCUAAUCAACAACAUUGUUGCCGAAGUGCACCUUGCAAAGUUGGAUGAGAAGUUCAUCAUUGAAGAAGCAAAUGAGGAUCCAAGCAAACUAAACACCACACACCACACAAACCAUCCGAAAAAGAUGGAAUUGAAGCCACUACCACCCCACCUAAAGUACUCAUAUCUUGAUGAAGCCCACAAGCUCCCCGUGAUAAUUGCAAAAGAGCUAACCCCUCAACAAGAAGAAAAGUUGCUAGAUGUCUUGAGGAAAAACAAAAGGGCAAUCGGGUGGAGUUUGGCGGAUCUAGUGGGAAUAAGCCCCCAAGUAUGCGAGCACCGCAUAUUUCUUGAAGACGGAGCAAGACCAGUCCGACAACCUCAAAGGAGACUUAAUCUAACCAUUCUUGAGGUUGUGAAAAAGGAAGUCACUCGGCUACUUGAGGCGGACAUCAUCUAUCCCAUCUCGGAUAGCGAGUGGGUAAGCCCGGUCCAAGUGGUGCCAAAGAAAUCCGGGGUGACCACAAUCAAAAAUGAAAGCGGCAUUGUUUUGGGACACAUAGUCUCAAAAGAAGGCAUCUCCGUAGAUCCGGCAAAAAUAAAUGUCAUAUCUAGUUUACCUUACCCCUCCUCCGAGAGGGAAGUCCGCUCCUUUCUUGGACAUGCAGGAUUCUACCGGAGGUUCAUCAAGGACUUUAGCAAAGUAUCCUUACCUCUCUCUCGACUACUACAAAAGGACACUGAAUUUGAGCUGAGCAAAGAGUGUAUGGAAGCAUAUGACAAGCUUAAAGUGGCAUUGACACAAGCUCCUAUUGUGCGAGGGCCGAAUUGGACUCAACCAUUUGAAAUCAUGUGCGAUGCUUCGAAUUAUGCGAUAGGAGCCGCAUUAGCACAACGCGAGGGUAAGAUUCCCUAUGUCAUAGCUUAUGUUAUGCUUCCAAAACACUAG